Protobothrops mucrosquamatus (brown spotted pit viper) is the source of this 10173-nucleotide messenger RNA. RefSeq lists its product as uncharacterized. Lineage: Eukaryota; Metazoa; Chordata; Lepidosauria; Squamata; Viperidae. The record is from RefSeq and is a predicted model, not a curated record. Gene Ontology annotation, biological process: regulation of DNA-templated transcription. Gene Ontology annotation, molecular function: DNA-binding transcription factor activity, RNA polymerase II-specific; RNA polymerase II cis-regulatory region sequence-specific DNA binding.
AUGAAGCUGGAGAUUGACAGAGACCUGAGUUCAUUUGGUAAGGGUGACAAUCGCAGACUGAUGAACCAAGACAACCAUCUUCAUCAGAGCGUUUCUGAGGAACUGGAAAAUGAGAUACUAAAAAGAGACAUCGUACCCUCCCAGCGUUGCAAGGAGGAAGUGAGGCCUAAGAACCAGGAGGAUCCAGAAACAGAAUGGAAUUCCCCAAAAAGAAGCUUGGACGACGUUGUUUCUGUUGGUAAAAGUGAUUCUGAUCCAGAAGAAGCUGGGACCGGCCAUAAAAUCCACCAGUGCCAUUGUGGAAAAUGUUUCCAGCGGAGCUCCAGUUUUCGGGUCCACGAAAGAAUUCACACCGGAGAGAAGCCGUACAUGUGUACAGAAUGCGGCAUCGCUUUUCGUAAAUCUGCCCAAUUAAAGGCCCACAGGAGAAUCCAUACCGGCGAGGUUCCCUUUCGGUGUUCCACCUGCCAGAAAACCUUUACCAGCAGCUCCAGCCUCAUCACCCACAAGAGGAUCCACACAGGAGAGAAGCCGUACCGAUGCACGUAUUGCGAGAAGAGCUUCCGGCAAAAGGGAACUCUCACCAUCCAUGAAAAAAUCCACAGGGACGAGAAGCCUUUCAAAUGCUUGACGUGCGGGAAGACUUUCCGUCAGAAGGGAACCCUUAGCAUACAUGAAAAAAUCCACCUGGGGGAGAAACCCUACAGGUGUUUCAGCUGUGGGAAGAAUUUCCGCACUGCUGCGGUCCUGAGAGUUCACGAAAGAAUCCACACCGGAGUGAAACCGUAUCAGUGCUCUGAAUGCGGAAAGACCUUUUGUAAUAAUCAGUCUCUUAGAAGUCAUGAAAGGAACCACACGGGAGAACGACCAUAUCAAUGCACGGAGUGUGGAAAGGCCUUUAGUUGUAGCAGCAAUCUUACUUCCCACAAGAGGAUCCACACAGGAGAGAAACCGUAUAAAUGCAUGGAGUGUGGGAAGACCUUUAUUCACAGCAGUUACCUUAAUUCCCACAAGAGGAUCCACACAGGAGAGAAGCCGUAUCGGUGUGUGGACUGUGGUGAGGGCUUUAGGUGGAACUGUGAUCUCACUUCCCAUAAAAGGAUCCACACAGGGGAGAAGCCAUAUCAGUGCACGGAGUGUGGCAAGAGCUUUAGUUUUAGCAGUAGUCUUAAUUCCCACAAGAGGACCCAUACAACGGAGAAGCGAUAUCCAUGUGUGGAAUGCGGAGAAGGCUUUAGGUGGAUUUGUGACCUCACUUCCCACAAAAGGAUCCACACAGGGGAGAAACCAUAUCAGUGCCUGGAGUGUGGAAAGAGUUUUGCAAGGAGCAAUGCCCUCACUUGCCAUAGAAGGAUCCACACGCGGGAGAAGCCAUAUCAGCAGCGGAAGUAUGGAAAGAGCUUCAGUAGAAAUAUGGGUAAUCCUCGGUUUAUGACCGCAAUUCAGCCCAAAAUUUCUGUGGCUAAGCAAGACGGUGAUUCCCACAAACCCUUACAAGUUUCUAGUGCUGGGGAAAUAUCUUCACUUUUAAAUCUGUUCCCGCUGUGUCCAGAUGCCAGUAACCAUCAAGAGAAAACUGACUAUUUAGCCCAGGGGGAUUGGCCACAAUGUGGGACACAGGAUGUUGUGUCUUUUGAGGAAGUGGCUGUGCAUUUCUCUAAGGAGGAGUGGUCUCAACUGGAUGCUGACCAAAAAGCGCUCCACGGAGAAGUCAUGCUAGAGAAUUCCAGGAAUCUGGCUUCUCUGGGCUUUAAGGGGCAAGAAAAUAAGAAUUGCAUGGAGAGAUACCAAGAGAUCCAUUCAAAAGGGGGGAAAGGAAAAUUUGCAGAUCAGAUGCAACGAAAGAGGAAUGAAACAAAGCGAUCACAGAGCGGAAUUGAAAAAGGUUGGCUUCCUAACCAUACAAUCAUCAAUACGGGAGAAAGGCCAUAUAAAUGCAUGGAGUAUGGAAAGAGGUUUAAUAAAUCCGAUCAUCCCAUUUCCCAUAAAAAAGUACAUAUAAGAGAGAAGCCAUAUCAAUGCAUGGAAUGUGGAAAGACCUUCUGUUAUAAUAACUCUCUUACAAUCCAUCAAAGGAGUCAUAAAGGAGAAAGACCUUAUAAAUGCAUGGAGUGUGGAAAGGCCUUUACUUCUAGUAGCAGUCUUAUUUCCCACAAGAGGAUCCACACAGGAGAGAAGCCAUAUCAAUGCAUGGAGUGUGGAAAGGGUUUUAGCAGGAAGAGUAAUCUUGCCUCCCAUAAUAGGAUCCACACAGGAGAGAAACCGUAUCGCUGUAUGGAGUGUGGAAAGACCUUCUGUUAUAAUCAGUCUCUCAUAAUCCAUCAAAGGAAUCACAAAGGAGAAAGACCUUAUAAAUGCAUGGAGUGCGGAAAAACCUUUACUUGUACCAGUAGUCUUAAUCAUCAUAAGCUGAUCCACACAGGAGAAAGGCCAUUUAUCUGCUUGGAAUGUGGAAAGACCUUUACUUGUAGCAGUAAUCUUAAUUCCCAUAAGAGGAUCCACACAGGAGAGAAACCAUAUCAAUGCAUGGAGUGUGAAAAGAGUUUUAUGAGGGGGAGUAGUCUUGCCUCUCAUAACACGAUCCACACAGGAGAGAAACCAUAUCGCUGCAUGGAAUGUGGAAAGACCUUCUGUUAUAAUCAAUCUCUCAUAAUCCAUCAAAGGAAUCACAAAGGAGAAAGACCUUAUAAAUGCAUGGAGUGUGGAAAGACCUUUACUGGUAGCAGUAAUUUUAAUUCCCACAACAGGAUCCACACAGGAGAAAGGCCAUAUAAAAGCACAGAGUGUGGAAAGAUGUUUAUCCAAUCUCUCAUUUCCCAUAAAAAAACACAUUCAGAAGAGAAACAAUUUAUCUGCACGGAAUGUGGAAAGACCUUUGCUCAUAGCAGUAGCCUUAAUUCCUACAAGAAGAUCCAUGCAGGAGAGAAACCGUAUCAAUGCAUGGAGUGUGGAAAGACCUGUUACUCUAAGUCUCUUAAAGUCCAUCAAAGGAAUCACACAGGAGAAAAAACUUAUAAAUGUAUGGCGUGUGGGAAGACCUUUAAUUGUAGCGGUAAUCUUAAUUCCCACAAGAGGAUCCACACAGGAGAGAAGCCAUAUCAAUGGAUGGUGUGUGGAAAGACCUUUAUUUGUAGCAGUAAUCUUAAUUCCCACAAGAGGAUCCAUACGGGAGAAAAACCGUAUAAAUGUAUGGAGUGUGGAAAAAGCUUUAAUAAAUCCGAUCAUCUCAUUUCCCAUAAAAAGACACAUUCAGAAGGGAAACAAUUUACCGGCAAGGAGUAUGGAAAGACCUCUUAUAAUUACUCUCUUAUAAUCCAUGAAAGGAAUCGGAAAGGAGGACCUUAUAAAUGCUUGGAGUGUGGAAAGACCUUUACUCGUAGCAGUAAUCUUAAUUCCCACAAGAGGAUCCACACAGGAGAUAAACAGUAUCAGUGCACGGAAUGUGGAAAGACGUUCUGUUAUUCGAAGUCUCUCAUAACCCAUCAGAGGAAUCACAAAGGAGAAAGACCUUAUAAAUGCAUGGAGUGUGGAAAGACCUUUACUCGUAGCAGUAAUCUUAAUUCCCACAAGAGGAUCCACACAGGAGAGAAACCUUAUCAAUGCAUGGAGUGUGGGAAGGGUUUUAGGAGGAGGAGUAAUCUUGUCUCCCACAAUAGGAUCCACACAGGAGAGAAGCCGUAUGGAUGCAUGGAGUGUGGGAAGACCUUCUGUUAUUCUAAGUCUCUUAUAAUCCAUCAAAGGAAUCACAAAGGAGAGAGACCUUAUAAAUGCAUGGAGUGUGGAAAGACCUUUACUUGUAGCAGUAGUCUUAAUUCUCACAAGUUGAUCCACACAGGAGAGAAGCCGUACCGAUGCAUGGAGUGUGGGAAGGCCUUUCGUUAUUCUAAGUCUCUUAUAUUCCAUCAAAGGAAUCACAAUGGAGAAAGACCUUAUAAGUGCAUGGAGUGUGGAAAGACCUUUACUUCUAAUAGUGGUCUUAAUUCUCACAAGAGGAUCCACACAGGAGAGAAGCCAUAUCAAUGCUUGGUGUGUGGAAAGGGUUUUAGGAAGAGGAGUAAUCUUGCCUCCCAUAGUAGGAUCCACACCGAACAGAAACUGUAUGCAUGCAUGGAAUGUGGAAAGACCUUCUGUUAUAACAGCUCUCUUAUAAUCCAUCAAAGGAGUCAUAAAAGAGAAAGACCUUAUAAAUGCACGGAGUGUGGAAAGACCUUUACUCAUAGCAGUAAGCUUAAUUCUCACCAGAGAAUUCACACAGGAGAGAAGCCAUAUAAAUGCAUGGAAUGUGGAAAGACCUUCAUUCAUAGCAGUUACCUUAAUUCCCACAAGAGGAUCCACACAGGAGAGAAGCCAUAUCAAUGUGCGGACUGUGGAGAGGGCUUUAGGUGGAAUUGUGAUCUUACUUCCCAUAAAAGGAUCCAUACAGGGGAGAAGCCAUAUAAAUGCAUGGAAUGUGGAAAGACCUUCAUUCAUAGCAGUUACCUUAAUUCCCACAAGAGGAUCCACACAGGAGAGAAGCCAUAUCAAUGUGCGGACUGUGGAGAGGGCUUUAGGUGGAAUUGUGAUCUUACUUCCCAUAAAAGGAUCCAUACAGGGGAGAAACUGUAUCAAUGCAUGGAGUGUGAAAAGACCUUCUGUAAUUAUAAGUCUCUAAUAAUCCAUCAAAGGAAUCACAAAGGAGAAAGACCUUAUAAAUGCAUGGUGUGUGGAAAGACCUUUACUUGUAGCAGUAGUCUUAAUUCUCACAAGAGGAUCCACACAGGAGAGAAGCCAUAUCAAUGCAUGGAGUGUGGAAAGACCUUUAGUUUUAGCAGUCAUCUUAAUUGUCACAAGAGGAGUCACACAGGAGAGAAACCAUAUCAAUGUGUGGAGUGUGGAGAGAGCUUUAGGUGGAAUUCUAGUCUUACCUCCCAUAAAAGGAUCCACACAGGAGAAAAUCCAUAUCAGUGUAGUGAGUGUGGGAAGAAUUUUAGUGGGAGUCAAAGUCUGACCGUCCAUAAAAGGAUCCACACAGGUGAGAAACCAUAUAAAUGCAUGGAGUGCGGAAAGAGCUUUACUCAUAGCAGUCAUCUUAAUUCCCAUAACAGGAUCCACACAGGAGAGAAGCCAUAUAAAUGUGUGGAAUGUGGACAGAGCUUUAGGUGGAUUUCUGCUCUCGCCAGCCAUAAAAGGACCCACACAGGGGAGAAACCAUAUCAAUGCAUGGAGUGUGGAAAGACCUUCUGUUAUAAUCAGUCUCUUAUAAGACAUCAAAGCAAUCAUACAGGAGAAAAAUCAUACAAAUGCUCGGAGUGUGGUAAGAGCUUUAAUAAAUCUGAUCAUCUCAUUUCCCACAAAAAGACACAUUCAGCACAGAAACAAUUUACUUGCAGGGAGUGCGGAAAGACCUUCUGUAAUAAUCAGUCUCUUAGACGUCAUGAAAGGAGUCACACGGGAGAACGACCUUAUCAAUGCAUGGAGUGUGGAAAGACCUUUACUCAUAGCAGUAGCCUCAAUUCCCAUAAGAGGAUCCACACUGGAGAGAAGCCAUAUCAAUGCAUGGAGUGUGGAAAGACCUUCUGUUAUUCUCAGUCUCUUAUAAUCCAUCAGAGGAAUCACAAAGGAGAAAGACCUUAUAAAUGCACGGAGUGUGUAAAGACUUUUACUUGUAGCAGUAGCCUUAAUUCCCACAAGAGGAUCCACACAGGAGAGAAGCCUUAUCAAUGCAUGGAGUGUGGAAAGGGUUUUCGCAGGAGUCAUCAUCUCGCCUCCCAUAAUAGGGUCCACACGGGAGAGAAGCCUUAUCGAUGCAUGGAGUGUGGAAAGGGUUUUUGCAGGAGUCAUCAUCUCGCCUCCCAUAAUAGGGUCCACACGGGAGAGAAGCCUUAUCGAUGCAUGGAGUGUGGAAAGGGUUUUAGCAGGAGGUGUCAUCUCGCCUCCCAUAAUAGGGUCCACACGGGAGAGAAGCCGUAUUGCUGCAUGGCGUGUGGAAAGGCCUUCUCUAAUAAUUACUCUCUUAUAAUCCAUCAAAGGAAUCACAAAGGAGAAAGGCCUUAUAAAUGCAUGGAGUGUGGAAAGAACUUUACUUGUAGGAGUAAUCUUAACACCCACAAGAGGAUCCACACAGGAGAGAAGCCAUAUAAAUGCAUGGAAUGUGGAAAGACCUUCUGUUAUAAUCGCUCUCUUAUAAUCCAUCAAAGGAGUCACAAAGGAGAAAGACCUUAUAAAUGCAUGGAGUGUGGAAAGACCUUUACUUGUAGCAGUAGUCUUAAUACCCACAAGUUGAUCCACGGAGAAAAGAAGCCAUAUCAGUGCAUGGAGUGUGGAAAGACCUUCUGUUAUUCUAAGUCUCUUAUAAUCCAUCAAAGGAAUCACAAAGGAGAAAGACCUUAUAAAUGCAUGGAGUGUGGAAAGACCUUUACUUGUAGCAGUCGUCUUAAUUUCCACAAGAAGAUCCACACAGGAGAGAAUCAAUGCAUGGAGUGUAGAAAGACCUUUACUUCUAGAAGUAGUCUUAAUUCCCACAAGAGGAUCCACACAGGAGAGAACCCAUAUCAAUGUAUGGUGUGUUCAAAGGGUUUUAGGAAGAGUAGUAGUCUUGCCUCUCAUAAUAGGAUCCACACAGGAGAGAAACCGUAUCAAUGCAUGGAGUGCGGAAAGACCUUUACUUGUAGCAGUAGUCUCAUUUCCCACCAGCCGAUUCACACAGGAGAGAAACCAUAUCAAUGCACAGAGUGUGGAAAGACCUUCUGUUAUUCUCAGUCUCUUAUAAUCCAUCAAAGGAACCACAAAGGAGAAAGACCUUACAAAUGCACAGAGUGCGGAAAGAGCUUUACUUGUAGCAGUAGUCUUAAUUCCCACAAGAGGAUCCACACAGGAGAGAAACCGUAUCAAUGCAUGGAAUGUGGAAAGGGUUUUAGGAACAGUAGCAAUCUUGCCUCCCACAAUAGGGUUCACACAGGAGAGAAGCCGCAUCAAUGCACGGAGUGUGGAAAGACAUUUGUUUCUAGCAGCAAUCUUAAUUCCCACAAGAGGAGCCACACAGAGAAGCUAUACCAGUGUAGCGAGUGUGGGAAGAGUUUUACUAGGAGUCAAAGUCUGGCUGUCCAUAAAAAGAUUCACACUGGAGAGAAACCGUAUCAGUGUAUAGAGUGUGGAAAGAACUUUACUAAUAGCAGUUGUCUUAAUUCCCAUAAGAGGAGCCACACGGAAGGGAAACCAUAUCAAUGCAUGGAAUGUGGAAAGACCUUUACUUGUAGCACUAGCCUCAAUUCCCAUAAGAGGAUCCACACUGGAGAGAAGCCAUAUCAAUGCAUGGAGUGUGGAAAGAGCUUUACUUGUAACAGUCAUCUUAAUUCCCACAAGAGGAUCCACACAGGGGAGAAGCCAUAUCAAUGUAUGGAGUGUGGAAAGAGCUUUAGUAAGAAUAAUAAUCUUGCCUGCCACAUAAGGAUCCACUCAGGCGACAAACCAUAUCAGUGUAAUGAGUGUGGGAAGAGCUUUUGUGAGAGCAAAAGUCUGGCUAGCCAUAAAAAGAUCCACACAAGGGAGAAACCGUAUCAGUGCAUGGAGUGUGAGAAGAUGUUUACUCGUAGCAGUAAUCUUAAUUCCCACAAGAAGAUCCACAAAGGAGAGAAGCCCUAUCAAUGCACAGAGUGUGGAAAGAGCUUUACGUGGAAUUCUUCUCUUACCUGCCACAAAAGAAUCCAUACAGGGGAGAAACCAUAUCAGUGCAUGGAGUGUGAAAAGACGUUUACUCGUAGCAGUCAUCUUAAUUCCCACAAGAGGAUCCACACAGGGAAGAAGCCACAUCCAUGUAUGGAGUGUGGAAAGAGCUUUAGUAAGAGUAAAAACCUUGCCUGCCACAUAAGGAUCCACCCAGGCGAAAAGCCAUAUCAGUGUAAUGAGUGUGGAAAGAGCUUUACUUGUAGCAGUCAUCUUAAUUCCCACAAGAGGAUCCACACAGGGGAGAAGCCACAUCAAUGUAUGGAGUGUGGAAAGAGCUUUAGUAAGAAUAAUGAUCUUGCCUGCCACAUAAGGAUCCACUCAGGUGACAAACCAUAUCAGUGUAAUGAGUGUGGGAAGAGCUUUUGUGAGAGCAAAAGUCUGGCUAGCCAUAAAAAGAUCCACACAAGGGAGAAACCAUAUCAGUGCAUGGAGUGUGAGAAGAUGUUUACUCGUAGCAGUAAUCUUAAUUCCCACAAGAAGAUCCACAAAGGAGAGAAGCCCUAUCAAUGCACGGAGUGUGGAAAGAGCUUUGCGUGGAAUUCUUCUCUUACCUCCCACAAAAGAAUCCAUACAGGGGAGAAACCAUAUCAGUGCAUGGAGUGUGAAAAGACGUUUACUCGUAGCAGUAAUCUUAAUUCCCACAAGAGGAUCCACACAGGGGAGAAACCAUUUCAAUGCAUGGAGUGUGGAAAGAGCUACAGUAGGAGUUAUCAUCUUGCCUCCCAUAUAAGGAGCCACAGAGGCGAAAAACCAUAUCAGCGCAGUGAAUGUGGAAAGAGCUUUAGUGAGAGUAACACUCUGGCUGUGCAUAAAAGGAUCCACACGGGGAAACCAUAUCAAUGCAUGGAGUGUGGGAAGAGUUUUAGAUUGAGUACCGUUCUAACUAUCCACAAAAGGACCCACUCGGGUGAAAAGCCAUAUCAAUGGAAUGAGUGUGGGAAGAGUUUUAGUACAAAUAAAACUCUAACUGUCCAUAAAAGGAUCCACAUAGGCGAGAAGCCAUAUCGAUGCAAGGAGUGUGGAAAAACCUUUACAUAUAAGAGUCAACUUAAUUAUCACAAGUGGGUACACAAAGGAGAGAAGCCUUAUCCAUGCAUGGAGUGUGGAAAGAGCUUUACUUGUAGCGGUAGUCUUCAUUCCCACAAAGUUGCCCAUGCCUGUCAAGAACCUUAUAAAUGCAUGGAGCGUGGAAAGAGCUUUAAUAAAUCUGAUAAUCUUAUUUCCCAUAAAAAGACACAUUCAGCAGAGAAACGAUAUGCCUGCAGGGAAUGUGGAAAGACCUUCCGUGAUAAUCACUCUCUAAGAACUCAUGAAAGGAAUCACACGGGAGAACGGCCUUACAAAUGCAUGGAGUGUGGAAAGACCUUUAGUUAUGGCAGUAAUCUUACUUCCCACAAGAGGAUCCACACAGGAGAGAAGCCAUAUCAGUGCAUGGAGUGUGGAAAGACCUUUACUCGUAAUAGUCGUCUUAAUUCCCACAAGAUGAUCCAUACAGGAGAGAAGCCGUACAAAUGUGUGGAAUGUGGAGAGAGCUUUAGGUGGAAUUCUAAUCUUGCCUCCCAUAAAAGGAUCCACGUAGGGGAGAAGCCCUAUCAAUGCAUGGAGUGUGGAAAGGGCUUUAGUCAGAAUUGGAGUCUCAUUUCUCACAGAAGGAUCCAUACAGGCGAGAAGCCAUAUCAGUGCAUGGAGUGUGGAAAGACCUUUACUUGUAGCAGUACUCUUAAUUCCCACAAGAGAAUCCACACAGGAGAGAAGCCGUAUCAAUGCAUGGAAUGUGGAAAAACCUUUCUAAGUAGCAGUAAUCUUAAUUCCCACAAGAGGUUCCACACAGGAGAGAAGCCAUAUCAAUGCAUGGAGUGUGGAAAGACCUUUCAUUGUAGCAGUAAUCUUAAUUCCCACAAGAGCAUCCACACAGGAGAGAAGCCAUAUCAAUGUGUGGAGUGUGGAAAGAGCUUUAGGAAGAAUUCUGAUCUCAUUUCCCAUAAAAGGAUCCAUACGGGAGAGAAGCCAUAUCAAUGUGUGGAAUGUGGAAAGGGUUUUAGGUGGAAUUCUGAUCUCAGUUCCCAUAAAAGGAUCCACACAGGAGAGAAGCCAUAUCAAUGUGUAGAAUGUGGAAAGGGCUUUAGGUGGAAUUGUGACCUCACCUCUCAUAAAAAGACCCACACAGGGGAGAAGCCAUAUAAAUGCAUGGAGUGUGGAAAGGCCUUUACUUGUAGCAGUAAUCUUAAUUCCCACAAGAGCAUCCACACAGGAGAGAAGCCAUAUCAAUGUGUGGAAUGCGGAAAGGGCUUUAAGAAGAAUUGUGAUCUUUCUUCCCAUAAAAGGACCCAUAUGGGGAAAAAACCGUAUGAAUGCAUGGCGUGUGGAAAGAGCUUUGCGAGAAAUUACGCUCUUACUUGCCAUAGAAAGAUCCACCUAUAGGCGGAGCCAUAUCAAUACAGGAAAUGUGGGAAGAGCUUCAGUAGAAAU